AUGCGCAUCAACGUUGAACAAGGUAACAUUUGACAGUUUCCGUCCUCUUUCUCUCAUUUCCCUUUGAAGCGUGUCUCUCAAAUCAAGGCUCAUGUUCUGUCGCCACGUACCGUUAUAAUUCCGAAUGUAGAGCGCAGUUUGACAGUGGACAGAGUUCGUCUUAUCAAGGAUCUUACAGUGGUAGAUAGUUUUACACCCUUUCCAAUUUUUUAUAUUCUACGUUUUCAAAGGUUUCCUUGGAAGUCACGUCCGUGCCAGAGCCUAUUCGGAACGUGGCAGCUCAUCCGAUUACGCCAAAAAAGAUUUCGAACUGCAUUGUCUUUCUGCUCUCAAUUGUUCCUGGCAGAACACAAUUGAGGAUGACCUAGAUUGGGUUCUUGGAGAGGGACACGUGGAUCCAACCAAACUUGCCCUCAUAACAGGAUCCCAGUCCCUUCCCGGUACUUUUGGUAAGAUCAUCAUUUGGUGCAUCAAAAACAACACAUACUUUGUCAGAUCAAAGCUUCUUAAUACUGGCUUCCGAUCCGCGUCCAUCCCAUCAAAAUGGGCAAUUAGUGUCAUUGGCGAUUGGAUGUCAACAAUCAACCGGCAUUCUGAGUUUCCGAUACUGGAGAAGGUUUGUGUAAUGAAAUGCUCAGAGAAAAGGUGGUCCAAACUCAAUCGGUUCAGUCGGGCGAGAACAAUUGGAAGCGAACCGAGAAUCGAUAUAUGCACAAGGAAAGUGUUGGAGGUGACCCUGGAGAACUGCAUGACCGUCAUUCCCACCGACAACCACACAAUUAUUGCAAGCAUUCCGCCAAUAAUGGAUCCUUUUGUGGUGAACAACAAGUAGUUAUUUGAAUUCCGCAUGAGAAAUAAGUUUUCAGAUUGUUUUGAAGGGGUACAAUUUUGAAAACGAACCGGAAGGCGGUUUGAUUCUCAUUGAUGAAAUCGAAUACUUUGCUGAACUAGAUCAACCGGAAACUUGUGUUGCGAAAAACGUUGAUGGGAUGGAUAUUGUACCAUUCAGAAAAGAAGAAAGUGUCGAAGAGAAGCACGUGGUUGAUGGAGACACUCUCGGUUCGGAAUACACACCGCAAAUUUCAAGAAUUUUCAUUUUCAGAACAUGAGUUAGAACCUCAUCUGGUUUCCCGAGAAGUGUCUCAACUAGCUGCUCCAACAAUAGUGAAUUCUUCAAGUUCUAUCAAUGAACUCAUACUGUUGAAUGUAAACGCGGACAAUGACUGCCAGUAAGACAUUUCAGACAAAUACUUACGCAAAGUUAAUAUUUUAAGAUCCCUGCAAUGUCUGAUGGACCAGCGCAAUGCCCCGUGUGACUAUAAACGGUCAGGGAGCGGAUCCCAUGGAGAAGGGUACUUGGUCGGCUGGAGAAUCACCGACGUCAAGAAGAACGUUGCGAAUAAGUUGACUGGAAUCCAUGUAUCACCAGGUUCUACCAAAGGUAAUUGAAUCUUUUCCAAAUAACCGUCAUAAACCUUUUGCGGUUUCAGAGACCAACUUCCUGGUCGCUAAUUUCGUUGGUUUUGGGCGAAGCAAAACGGAAGACCGAUUUGUUCUUGAAGCGCCCGAAUUCACAAUUAGCGACGCUUCGGGGGCCUACCUUAGCUUCCGAAAAUUUCUUUCGACAAAAGGAUUGUACCUGUCCGUUUGCGAGGACGGCUUUGCAACUAGGUGAGUCGAUUAACAGAAAUAACAAUAGUCUUCACUUUUUGUAGAUGUUUUUGGAACGUUUAUGAAAACAGUGCGGAGCCGUUUGCAAGGAAAUGGACGAAAGAAGUUGUUCUCUUGCCGGGAGAUCUGACAACAGUGACAUUUUACACACACACAUUUUACCUUGAAGUCUAAUUGAUACAUUUCAGUUUUACAUUGUGGCAUGGCAAAAUACCUCAACAGUGAUGAACUUCGGACAAGUGGGUCUCACCGAAAUCGGGCUCUUCACCGACUCGCAAGCUAUAAUUCCACUGUGCUGA
Messenger RNA from Caenorhabditis sp. 36 PRJEB53466, 1970 nucleotides. The record is from the annotation of a GenBank genome assembly. Lineage: Eukaryota; Metazoa; Nematoda; Chromadorea; Rhabditida; Rhabditidae.